CAGUUAACAUUUUCCUUCUUGGCCUCGCGGCUCGUGCAUAGCAAGAUGCUGAGGACACAGUCUUGUGGCGUUGAAAACCUCUGUGUAUUCGACAAGCCCAACCCCACAGUCCAUGAAUGAUCUCUGAGAGACGACUCAGACGAGUGGACCGUGAGAUGGACGUGACAAACACUAGCAGGUGAGAUGGAAAGUAAAUCCUGAACCAGCUCGGACUCGCUGAUGAAGUGUGACACACCCUGUGUUAUUCCAUCAGGAGAGAAAAUGGAGGACAGCUGCAUGUGUUCUGGACCAGACGGGAUAAAUAGUGUUUGCUAACGGCACGUCACCUCCGGCCAGUUCUGUUGCAUAAUAAGAAACUCAAGCACAGUUUAAAUCCCUGGAGGAAGAAGCCCGCCAAUCCGAGACACACGGCUGUGCCGAGGAGUUUGUGUGAGAGUCAGGCUCAGAGAAUCCAAACCUUCAGGUUUGAACUUGCCAAAGAAAGCCGAUAAAAAGCUGAGAUGCCAGCUCAUGAACACCAUGGCACCGCUGAAAGUGGGCCGCACAUCAGACUGUCGGAGGACUGAGCCGGCUUUAUUGUCCUCUCUACAUCUUGCAUUGGCUGACUAACCAAUCAGAGCGCCACCCUUGUUCACGCAUCACUGAAACACCCUGUGGGUUGCAGAUUUGUCACUGGUCUCACAGAAUCCCUUUCAGAGAUGAUCCUGUGCAGUCAGAUGAGUUUUGCCGUGUUGUUCUGCAUACUGUGGCUCGCCUCUCCUGCCGUCCUGCGCUCCGAAUUCAAGGUGGCCUACGUGACCGAGCGCAACGUGUACAUGUGCACGUGUGCGCAGGACCUGGGCUUCUGUGAGAAGAUGAACUCCAGCGAGUGCAACAACUGUAAGGAUCAGUCGUCAGUGUUGCAAAGGGCCGAGAACCCCAGUCCGGUUCAGAAGAAGCGCCUGACGGUGUGGUACACCUCGCCUCUGAACGUGGCCCUCCUGCUCAACAACUCGGAGGUCCGGCACCUGUCGCUGGUCCAGUGCAAACCCGCCGACGACCAGCCCGUCCCGGUUGAGUACUUCACAGUGCAGCGUUUGGAGACGCUAACGGUCACAUACCCGUUCUGGAGGCCCGGACAGAGUCACGACGUCUUCAUAGGGAAAGACAGGGACGCUCCGUAUCAAGAGGAGGCGAGGAUCGCUGUCAUUCAUACCUCUGUGUUGACCGGGAAAUCCGAGCUGAAGUCGUACACAGUCCAGACCAAAGUGGAUCGCAGAGGCAUGAUGCCCUUCCCCGACAUUUUUAUGUCUCGCGUCGUGCUUUCGGAGAUGAGGAUAUUCGUCACUUUUCUGUAUUGAGAGAGGCAUUUUUCUGAGAGUGAUUUUAAAGUCCCCCAG
Rhinichthys klamathensis goyatoka is the source of this 1379-nucleotide messenger RNA. RefSeq lists its product as uncharacterized. The transcript is spliced from 4 exons. The coding region runs from base 699 to 1340 and encodes 213 amino acids. The record is from RefSeq and is a predicted model, not a curated record. Lineage: Eukaryota; Metazoa; Chordata; Actinopteri; Cypriniformes; Leuciscidae.